CCGCCCGGCGCGGGAUGGGUCUCUCAGGCCUGUCGGCCGAGUUCGUCGACUGCCUGAGCUCGCACGAGCUGAGCCCAGAGCCGGCUCGGGUGUGGGUGUUCGGCUACGGCUCGCUCUGCUGGCGGCCCGGCUUCCCGUACUCGGAGAGGCGGAUCGGCCACGUGGAGGGCUACAUGCGCCGCUUCUGGCAGGGUAGCGUCACCCAUCGUGGCACGCGCGACAAGCCCGGCCGGGUCGCCACCCUGGUGGAGCGCACUCAGGGGGUCACGUGGGGCUGCGCCUUCUGCAUCACGGACCCGGCCGCCAUCAACUACCUGCACAGCCGCGAGGUGUCGCUGGGCGGCUACGAGACGCGCGUGACCCGCUUCCAGCCGCGGGACGGCCGCCAGCGCGCCUUCCCGGUCAUGCUGUACCUGGCGACCGACGACAACCCGCAGUGGCUGGGGCCGGCGCCGCUGGCACAGCUGGCCGAGCAGGUGGCCGGCGCGCGCGGCUGGAAGGGCCCCAACGCCGACUACGUGCUGCAGCUGGUGCGGUUCAUGAAGCGCCGCGAUGGCUCGAUCGCCGCCGAGCCGGCCGCCGAGCCGCCGGGCCGCCGCUGCUAG
Molecule: messenger RNA, 605 nt
Organism: Pollicipes pollicipes
Lineage: Eukaryota; Metazoa; Arthropoda; Thecostraca; Pollicipedomorpha; Pollicipedidae
Product: putative glutathione-specific gamma-glutamylcyclotransferase 2
Exons: 4
Coding region: 15-605 (196 amino acids)
Biological process (GO): glutathione catabolic process
Cellular component (GO): cytoplasm
Molecular function (GO): glutathione specific gamma-glutamylcyclotransferase activity
Source: RefSeq, a predicted model, not a curated record